GACAUGCGCAGUCAGGACAGCGCGCCAUUUUGCCGGAGUUUGAAUGUGAGGUGCUAAGGCCGCUGCGCCGGGACCUGAGGAGCAGAGCGUGGCCGUGUGACAGGGGGCUGCUUUGCUAUUAAGAUUUUCCCAGAAUAAGUCAAGUGUAUCACGUGUAAAGUGUUUUAGGUAUUUUCAUCAUGGAGCUGAGUGACGCUAACCUGCAGGCCUUGACGGAGUAUUUGAGAAAGACACUGGACCCAGACCCUGCAGUGCGCCGGCCAGCUGAAAAAUAUCUGGAAUCUGUGGAAGCAAAUCUGAACUAUCCCCUGCUGCUGCUGACCCUUCUGGAGCGCUCCCAGGAUAAUGUCAUCAAGGUCUGCGCAUCCGUCACUUUCAAGAACUACAUCAAAAGGAACUGGAGGGUUAUUGAAGAUGAGCCAAACAAGAUCUGUGAGGUGGACCGUGUGGCUAUUAAAGCCAAUAUAGUGAACCUCAUGUUAAGCAGUCCUGAGCAGAUCCAAAAGCAGCUGAGCGAUGCCAUCAGUAUCAUAGGGCGGGAAGAUUUUCCUCAGAAAUGGCCGGAUCUGUUGACAGAAAUGGUAAACCGUUUCCAGAGUGGAGAUUUUCAUGUCAUCAAUGGUGUCCUGCACACUGCGCAUUCCCUGUUCAAGAGGUACCGCCAUGAAUUCAAGUCCAGUGAGCUGUGGACAGAGAUUAAACUAGUACUGGAUACCUUUGCUUUGCCUCUCACCAACCUCUUUCAGGCAACCAUUGGUCUGUGCAAUACUCAUGCAAAUGAUGUCAGCGCACUAAAAGUCCUUUUCUCCUCUCUUAUUCUGAUCGCCAAGUUGUUUUACAGCUUAAAUUUUCAGGAUCUCCCUGAGUUCUUUGAAGAUAACAUGGAAACCUGGAUGACUAACUUCCAUAGUCUUCUGACCCUGGACAACAAGCUUAUCCAAACAGAAGAUGAAGAGGAGGCCGGAUUGCUGGAAUUGUUGAAGUCACAGAUCUGUGACAACGCUGCUUUAUAUGCACAGAAAUAUGACGAGGAAUUCCAGGCCUAUUUGCCACGCUUUGUCACCGCCAUAUGGAAUCUAUUGGUGACAACUGGGCAGGAAGUUAAAUACGACUUGUUGGUGAGCAAUGCUAUCCAGUUCCUGGCUUCAGUGUGUGAACGCCCGCACUACAAGAACCUGUUUGAAGAUCCCAGCACAUUGACCAGUAUCUGUGAGAAAGUCAUUGUCCCCAACAUGGAGUUUCGCGCUGCUGAUGAAGAAGCAUUUGAAGACAAUUCUGAGGAAUAUAUCAGGAGGGAUCUGGAAGGAUCUGACAUUGAUACCAGACGUCGAGCAGCUUGUGACCUAGUCCGUGGUUUGUGCAAGUUUUUUGAAGGUCCAGUCACCAAUAUCUUCUCGUGUUAUGUGAAUUCCAUGCUCCAGGAAUAUGCCAAGAACCCAGUAGUAAACUGGAAGCACAAAGAUGCCGCAAUCUACUUGGUGACAUCGCUGGCAUCCAAGGCACAAACACAAAAGCACGGGAUAACACAAGCUAAUGAACUCGUCAAUCUAACAGAAUUCUUCAUCAAUCACAUCCUUCCUGAUCUCAAGUCUGCAAACAUUAAUGAAUAUCCUGUGCUCAAAGCCGAUGGAAUAAAGUACAUCAUGUUCUUCAGGAAUCAGGUUCCUAAGGAGCAGCUGCUGCUGGCCAUUCCUCUGCUGAUCUCUCACCUGCAGGCAGAGAGCAUUGUUGUUCACACAUAUGCAGCUCAUGCCCUGGAACGGGUAUUCACCAUGAGAGGAGGGGCAGCCAACACCACCCUCAUUUCUGCCGCUGACAUGUUACCAUACGCGGAACAACUUCUGUCCAAUCUCUUCAAAGCACUCUCCUUACCUGGCUCCUCUGAGAAUGAAUACAUUAUGAAAGCAAUCAUGAGAAGCUUCUCCCUGCUGCAGGAGGCAGUCGUCCCAUUCAUCCCUUCAGUCAUCCCACAGCUGACACAGAAGCUACUGGCUGUCAGUAAGAAUCCCAGCAAGCCGCAUUUUAAUCACUACCUUUUUGAGUCCAUUUGCUUGUCAAUAAGAAUCACAUGCAGAGCCAACCCGGCUGCUGUGACCAGCUUUGAAGAGGCACUUUUCCUGGUCUUCACAGAGAUCCUCCAGAAUGAUGUGCAAGAGUUUAUGCCAUAUGUAUUCCAAGUGAUGUCUUUGCUUCUGGAGAUGCACAAGGACGACAUCCCCACCUCCUACAUGGCUUUGUUUCCACACUUGUUGCAGCCAGUUUUGUGGGAGAGAACGGGCAAUAUCCCCCCUCUGGUGCGACUAUUACAAGCCUACCUGGAGAGAGGAGCGAGGACGAUUGCUGCCAACGCUGCUGAUAAAAUUCCUGGACUCCUUGGCGUCUUCCAAAAACUAAUUGCCUCAAAAGCCAAUGACCACCAGGGGUUUUAUUUACUGAACAGCAUUGUUGAGCACUUGCCACCAGAAUGUGUGGAUCAGUACAAGAGACAGAUCUUCAUUGUGCUUUUCCAGAGGUUGCAGAAUUCCAAAACCACAAAGUUUGUGAAGAGUUUCUUGGUUUUCCUAAAUCUUUACUGCGUCAAAUAUGGAGCUGUUGGUUUACAAGAAAUGGUUGACAGUAUUCAGCCCAAAAUGUUCGGGAUGGUAAUUGAAAAAAUCAUCAUCCCCGAAAUCCAGAAAGUAUCAGGACCAGUAGAGAAGAAAAUCUGUGCAGUUGGCAUAACCAAACUGCUGACAGAGUGCCCUCAGAUGAUGGAUGCAGAGUACAGCAAGCUGUGGACCCCAUUAUUGCAGGCUCUGAUUGGUCUGUUUGAGCUGCCUGAAGAUGACACUAUUCCGGAUGAUGAGCACUUCAUUGACAUUGAAGAUACCCCCGGGUACCAGACAGCCUUCUCCCAGUUGGCUUUCGCUGGCAAAAAAGAGCAUGAUCCUAUAGGGAACAUGGUCAGCAAUCCCAAAAUCCUCCUGGCACAAUCUCUUCACAAGCUGUCUGCCUCCUGUCCUGGGCGGGUCCCCUCCAUGAUCAGCACCAGUCUGAAUGCAGAGGCGCUCCAGUUCCUCCAGGGAUAUCUGCAGGUUGCAAGCGUGACAUUAGUGUGAGGCAUAACUUCCAUGGGGUCAUUGUGGAGUUGUCUGAAGGUUGCUGCAUGGUCAGUGUAUUGGUCUUGGACUUUACGAUGCAGCCGUUCUACUUUGGUUAGUGCCACCGUGCCCAGUGCCUGUACGCUGGUUCUGAGGGUGAAGAUUCUCAUCUGUGCCCAUCCAAUAGGAAUUAAUUUAUUGAACAGUUGGAUUUCACUCUUGUUGCCUGGGUCUCCACAGGAAGCACUUAUCUUAGUGUUACCAUUUAUCUGGUCACUGCCUCUUAUUCUUUUUGUUUUCUUUUUUUUCUGUCCUUUUUAUUUUUCCUCCUGAACUGUGAUUAAAUGGAUGCAUUUGCUUAA
Bufo gargarizans (Asiatic toad) is the source of this 3442-nucleotide messenger RNA. It is a transcript of the gene CSE1L, whose product is annotated as chromosome segregation 1 like. Gene Ontology annotation, molecular function: nuclear export signal receptor activity; small GTPase binding. The record is from RefSeq and is a predicted model, not a curated record. Gene Ontology annotation, cellular component: cytosol; nuclear envelope. Gene Ontology annotation, biological process: protein export from nucleus; protein import into nucleus. NCBI's taxonomy places the organism in Eukaryota, Metazoa, Chordata, Amphibia, Anura, Bufonidae.